UUGCUGGCUCACUUCCUGCGGAGGGAAAAACGAAAUUUGAAGAAUUCGAAUACAUGUAGAAUAACUUUUCCCACGUCUGAUUUGUGGUGUGAUCUUUGGCGUUUGCUGUUUUUUAGAAGAAACAGGAUGAAAAGAACAUUCCCAAGGGCCAGACAGAAAUCAAUCAUCAAGAAAUAUCAGAAGAAAGCAAGGCUAUCACGAAAUGUUGACAUUUUGAUUUUUCUAGACUACCUACUGUUUCUCAAACGACUUGCAGCAGAGGCAAAUAUAAAAGUACAGGAGGACAGGGAGAGGACCUUAAAAAGUUAUCAUGUCAACGCUGUGUUUAAGAAUGUGUUGAAGAGUUGCAAAGGAUGAUGAUGAUUUGUAAAUAAAGCGCCUUCACCAUGAAGAAGUUCCAUUGUGAAGGCUUCAUGUAUCAAUUGCUAUGAUGUGGCUACAAUCAUUUUGAAUCUCUGUCAAGUUACUGAUGGUUUGCUUUUCUUGUAAAGUUCAGGAGACAUAAAAUUAGUUUUUGUUUUCCAUGUUCAACCAUUCACAAGGAAAUAAUCCAAAAUUUUUAUCCUUCUGGUCGACUGUAAAGCACGUUGUAUCUUUCAAUUUAAAUUCAAUAAAGAUAUUUAUUUAAGAUGUGUA
This is a messenger RNA of Stylophora pistillata, 636 nucleotides long. Its product is annotated as centromere protein W. NCBI's taxonomy places the organism in Eukaryota, Metazoa, Cnidaria, Anthozoa, Scleractinia, Pocilloporidae. The record is from RefSeq and is a predicted model, not a curated record. Gene Ontology annotation, molecular function: DNA binding; protein heterodimerization activity. Gene Ontology annotation, biological process: chromosome segregation; kinetochore assembly; mitotic cell cycle. Gene Ontology annotation, cellular component: nucleoplasm; kinetochore.